CCUGUGUGUCAGUGUUCUGGUGUUCAUUCCCAGAGAACAUGAUAUGCUGAGUGCCAGAUGCCAAGGCAGAGGCAGCGACUUGCUCUGCUCCUGGUGGAAAACAUCCUGAAGCAGAGGGGAGGCAAAGUCCCCCUUUUCCCAACACUGUUCCAAACUUGAAAUUUGCAAGUUCCCUGCCUUGACAGCAAUCACCAUGGAUAGUGUGUUCUUAACAGAGGACAAAGCCAACUCUGUCUUAAAAAGAUACCCAAGAGCCAACACGUUUCUGGAAGAAAUAAAGCAAGGUGACAUAGAACAUGAAUGCAGAGAAGAAAUCUGUAGCUAUGAAGAAGCAAGAGAAGCAUUUGAAAAUGAGGAAAAAACGAAGGAGUUCUGGAAAAUCUACAAAAACGGACUCCAGGGAGAAAGUAACACAGGACAUAGCUGGUAUUCAUUUUACCUUGCAUUUCCAUUAAUCAUUGGCCUUUUUAUUAUCCUCAUUGUCAUUUUUGUCAUCUGGAGAUGCCUGUUUAAAAAGAAAAUGCGUAGGCAGUCGGUGUACGUGCACAGGGGAGCCCACGGAGCGCUGGGCGAUGGUGCUGAUGGCAGAGGGCCCCUCCCGCCGCCUCUCAGCAUUGUUCAUUCCCCACAGGAGGAAAUGUAUGAAGUCAGUGGGCUCUCUCCAGGAGGUCUGAGCUAUUCGGAUGCACGGUCAGACUCAAUCUCCACAAGGCUCUCAAACUGUGAUCCUCCUCCUUCCUAUGAGGAAGCCACUGGGGAAAUCACUGUGAGAAGAAGCGAAACUGAACAACAUUUAGAUCCACCCCCACAAUACGAAGACAUUGUGAAUUCCAGUUCAGCCAGUGCCAUCGCACUAACCCCCAUUGUCACCAGUACAAAGUAAAACAGUAAGAAUGCCAUGGACCUUUUAAAAAUCGUUAAUCAUUUUGUAGCACUUUAUCUUGGCUUAUUAUGCAUUUCUGUAAUUUAACGGACUUGUAUACAAUGAAUUUCACCUUUUUUAGGUUCGCUCAUUCUUUGGGUUUGGGGUUUUUUUUUCCCCUAUUGAAUGUCUUAAAAGAUAAGGAAUCUUUAUUAAGAGUGUAGUGCAGAUACAGAUGUGGUGCUCUGUUAUACUUCCCAAAAGUACCUCUGUUUUGAAGGAUGUCACUUGUUUUAUUCCAAACACUGUCCACAUUCCCUACAAGAUUUGUGGGAUCCCCCUCCCCUUUCUUACUGCAAACUGUCAGAAUUCCCUGCAAUAGGGAAUCCUUAAGCAACAUUUUAAUAGUUAUUUACACUAGAGAGGACUGAUUUUGCAGUAUUUCCUCUUGUCUGGUUGGUUCCUUUUUCUCACUUGGGUUUUUGUUACAUGCUGCACCCUCUCCUGGCCCUCAGGAGGCUGGGAGCCUUUGUGUUCAAACCAGGAUCUCAUGUAGAGAAUGCUGGUGUAAGAGCAAUAAUUCCAGAGUCCUAGCAGGAGAGAUGUAUUCUAAAGCUUACGCUAUUACAGCUCAAAAUUCUCUAAAUCCUUAGAAGCUGACAAUUCAAGACACUAAUUGGUGAAUUUAAUGGUGUAAGUUUAUGUCUGUGUUCUGCCUUUUCUGUUUUCCUAUCAGGUUUGAAUUUUGUAUUUUAGGGGUGAGAAGUGUGCAUAUGUUAACUUCAGAACUUGAAAGUUCGUGCAACAGUAAUAGUGAAGUACUUGAGAGUAGAUAAAAUCCUGAUCAUGGACUUCCUGUGAUUUUCACUGGGACCAGGAUGUAAUCUAUAAGCACAUACACCCAAAGGCAUUAAUUUCCUUUUUAAAGGGGGAAAAAGGAAAGAAAUUCAGUGUCUGUGAUUUCCUUUUUUUCCCCAGCUAUGAACACCUUCCUCAAGGUUUUGCCAGCUAUAAAUCCCUUCCUCAAGUUCUGAUACUCUCUUGCCUAUUGACUGUACCUUGUGUGCACCUUGUACUGGUGCCUGUGGAAAUUCUUUGCAUAGAAUACAAAUAUCCUUUUUCAAAAGCAAAUAAAUUUAUUGCUUAUCCAUUCCAACAAGGAAUUCUAAGAACACGCGGGCAUAACCCCAAGCAUUAGUGUGGAGUAACUUUUUGAGGCUGAAGAGAUGGAUGAAAGUUACAUAGAGGCUUGUACAGAAUUUUAUCCACUUGGUUUACAUGGUACAAAUUCUAGUGUGGUGAUUAUUCUUUCACAGGUUGAUUUAAAAGUUAAUUGCUCGCUUUAAUUUCUGAGUAUUAAGUUUGCUUUCUUUCUUCCCACACCAAGUAGCGUGGCAUUAGCUUAGUACUGUUCUGUGUUCUACUAAUCAAUUAACACCAAUUGAAAUGUGUUGAGCCCUGAAGAACUGAAUUAUGUUGGCUUUCUUACAACAGAAACCCAAACUGUCUUGUUUCAAACACCCCAAAUGAAAUGCCAGUGCCAUCUGUUUGAAAUUGCUCUUAAUGUCCUUCUCAUGGGGGCUUGGCCUAACUGUUCCAAGGGAUUUUUAUGGAAGGAGACUACAAGGAAAUGGAUGGUUAUAGAUGGGUGUGUAAGUGCACACUUCAAUAAGAAUAUGAUUUAACAUAUUGACAAGCAGUGUCAGGAGUUCUCAUUUUUGGCAAAGAGCAGGUUGCCUUUGUUGCCUGCUGGGGAUCUUCAGCUGCUUAGGCAAGUUGUAUUAGAGAUGAACUCCUGGCCAAACUCCUGACUCCACUGCCAAACUGUAACUUGUAUUAAUAUAUAAUAGAUAUAUAAGAUAAGCACAGUAUGUUUUGGACACUUGUAGUAAAAACUGCCUGGGUUUUGUUUGUGUACUGUCAGACCUUUUCUUUUGAAGUGGUUUUAGCUCUUGUGAAUCCUGAAUUGCCACCUGUGGAAAUUAAAGCUCCUUUCAUACCAAGCAAGAGUUAAUAAAUACACUGCUUUAGGCGGAUUCACCAGAACAAAGUGCCUCAUCCCAGCGUGCAGGAACCACCUCAGAAAGAGCUGGUACUUCAGUGUCUGUGCCAUAUUGGCACCUCCUGUGCCUACCAGCACAGAUAGUAAUUUUAGCAGUAACUUCCUUGUCAGGAUAUAGGACUUCCCUGUAGGAAAUGCAUGGAGAUCACCCAUGUCACAUUAGGUUGUGAAGCAGCUGUCAUCAUCCCUUGAAUGUGGGCAGUCUGCUUUAGUAGUUCAGAGAUGAGCUGGCUUUCCCCUUUUUUCUGUGUUUUCUUUACUCUGUAUUCUACUACCACUUUUAAAGGGUUUGUUUCUGGCUCCUAAGUUGAGUAUGUUGCUUUAUCCUGUUACUGUGUCCUGUAGAUACUUUUACGUGCAAUCCGAAAUUGAUGUUUGCCAUUCCAAAAAAAGUCACAACCAAAAGCUGAGUGAUCAUGAGUUGAAUUAAUUGGACAAUGCCUUUUCCAUGAGUACAGGAGUAUGAAAGCCAUUGUGGGCAAUAAAUUUAUGUCUUGGUGAAUAAAUUUAACAUUUAAAUGAAACCAGUGUGGGACAGUUGUGCAAAUACAUUUCCUCUAAAAUAAGAAUAGUUUUCUCCAUGUUGGAAUAAUGUCAACUUACAAAUUGUUUGUUCUGUUUUGUGAAAUGUGGGAAAAUAGCUUAGUCUUGUGGUUGGCUUUUCUAACCUGAUUGAAAAAUAAAAUUUUAUUUGUACUGGGGUUUUUUACAGCUUUUUUUUUCUUGUUGUUUUAUCUAUCCUGUAAUUGCGUUGUCAUGCAAUAAAUAUAAAUUCAUAGUUGUACCUCUCUAAGGUUUUGCAACUCUGAAUGCAGUGCUGUCUUGACUGAUGACAUGAAUAGUCAGGAAACUGCCUUUCCCACUUCUGAAUGUAACAUUGAAUUUCAUCUUGUAUUGGGAUUGAAAUUAUUUAGCUACUAAAAUGAACUUAAAGGUGGCACUGUUUUAAGAAGUUAUGGAAAUUAAUGAUUUGCUUAGAUGAUAUUAACAUAGUGAAGGUUGUUCUCUCUUCACUGUAUGUAAAUAACUUCUGAUUACAGUAUUGUAUAUUUUAAAGGGGUUUGGUUUACAUUAAAUUAUCCUAUUUAAACAUUUUUGCCUAUGUUUAUAGAACAUUUUUGUAACACUUGUUUUUCAAUAUGCUAAAUAAAAAUUUUUAAGAUACCUCUAAUAUUUCAAAAUACCAAUUCUACACAACUGCAGUGAGUAUUAACUUUGUGUAUUUAAGUGAUCUUUUAAUUUUCAUUGUUCUUUGGACUUAAUCAGUUUUAUGAACGAUUGUUUUGAUGAUAUAAAAUACAGAUAUUUUGUUAGUGGGUAAGCAAGUCUUUUAAAAUUCAGGCUCAAUUUUUAUCAGAGUUAUGAAUUUGUAUUGUUUCCUAUUUAAAAAAAAAAGCCUUUAACACUGAAAUGAGCUCAUUUGCUCAGUCUGGUGUUCCUAACACCAAGGUUGUGGGCUCAAUCCCUGUAUGGCCUGUUCACUUAAGAGCUGGACUUGACAAUCCUUCUUGGUCCCUUCUACUCAGAAUAUUCUGUGAUUCAUUGUAGCCAUAGCUAAGUAAGUCACAGGCUGAGGGAAGGGAAACUAGCAAAAAAUGUUGAAGUUGGAGGACUAAAUUUCAAAGUUCCCCUCAGCCACUCAGAAGUGAUUACCAAAUUUCAUGUCAGCUCUAGGGACAAUGAAUUAACGGAGAACAAAACCAAGCCCAGCCUUGUGUAUUGAUCCCAGCUGGAAACUGAAGGUCUCCAUUCCAGGCAGCACAAAGUGGGUGUCAUCCCUUCCCUCUCUGGUAACCAGGAUAAAAGUAUCCCUGGGAUUGCUCACCAGGGCAGGGCCUGUGGGAGAGGCUGGAGAAGCCCAGAAUGAGGUUUGUGCCUCAGAGCAGUGAACUCAAGUGCAGUUUUGUGCUGCUCAUAACAAAAGGGCAAAGAAAGGUACUUGAAGCAGCAAAGGGCAGUGACUUUCCAAGCUGUCAGUGCACAGUGCAGCCCCGUGCUCCCCUUGGGAAGCUUUCAUUUGUGUAUCCCAGGCCAGCACCAUCCAAACAGGAUGCUCUGCCCUGGGUUAGCUGGAGCUUGCUGUGCACACAGAUGCUUGUGUCGUGCCACACAUCCAUCAGCAGGGGCUGGCAUGUGCACAUGGUUUAGUGCAUGGCUUUGCCUGCAGGCCUGGCUCCCAGCUAUGGGAAUGUGGGGGAUGCGAUGCUGAACUGGUGUCGUGAAUCUCAGUGUCUGUAAAAAUCAGAUCAUUGUGCAGGUUACCAGUGAUGAAUGUUCAUUAUUUAUUGUUCCUCGUGCCCAGAGCUCUGUGCUGGGCUGCUCUAAAUCACACUCAUAGAUUUCUUUUUAUUUUCUGCAUAAUGUGAGCUUUGUAAAUGUCUCCUAGUGCCACUUGCUGAUUUUUAAAAAGAAGGAAAACCAUGUUCAGCUGAAAGCACUGAGGUGACAUCUGUACUUUUUCAUUGCUUGCUGUGCACACAUUUGAUUGAUUUGCUACAGGGUAAUUGAACUUUGAGUUUUGCCAGAAAGUUGAAGUGCACUUUACUUCUGUGGGGGUAUCUCAGUAAUUGUAUUUUUCACUUGGCAGUGAGUUAUUGAAUGCUAAGUAACAAGUCAGUGCAAGAAAGAUCUUGCUUAUACUCUUGACCAUAUCUGUCUAUCUAUAGAUAGAUAUAGAUAUCUCCAGCACAUGUAUUAUACAGCAUAUUAUACAGGACUUGAUUCCCAUUUAGAUCUCUGCAAAUGUUUGCUGUAAUAUUAGAGCUGUGUCCUCUCUGCCUGUCCUCUCUCCGUGUAUCAUGCAAUAAAGACACACUGACUGCUGUGCUGUUUUCCCCUUUAGAAACAAAGCCCAAGAAUCAAAACGACAAUUUUCAGUGUGCCCUGCUGUUUCCUUCUCCACUUGGAAGCACUGUACAUAACUGUGUGGCUCCCAGGGUUAGCUGAGGAGCUUAAAGCAAGAAGGGAACAAGUAUUUAAAAAAUUCAUUUUGAUAAUGCCAGCAAUGAAAUCUCUGCAUAAGGAAUAAUCUGUACCAGGCUGUUUCCCUGGCCUUUCCUAUGGUGUGGGAUGUUUUUUCCCACACAACAGACCUUGGAUCAAUUCCAUGGGUCAGAGGCUCCCAAUUUGAUUUUUCUGUAUUUUCUCACUCAGCUCUUGCCGCUGGCAGUGGCACAGCAGCCACUCUUGGCUGUGCCCAGGGACUCAAGUUGUUUGGUGACACACAGCUGUACAUUGGUGUCUCUGGGACCCAGGCUUCUCUGCUUUCCUCCUCUGACCUUGCUGGUGUGCUCACACCCAGGCCAGGCAGUGUUUCAGUGCUGGACAAAGAGCUGAGGGGAUGAACUGGUCUGGGACCAGAGGCUGGUGUCAGCCUGCUGUGACACACAGUGAGGCACAGUCUGGUAUCACCUCUGGCCUUUUCACUACCAGUCUGAAUACAGCUACCUCAUGUGGGUUGUUCACAAGAUUAAAACCACUGCGGGCAGCACUUCUUGCCAGGACCUAAUACGAAAAAUGGUCUUGUCAAAGGAAAGCAAGGGCAGUGGGACCAGAUCAAACAUUUUCCCCAGCUAGUACCCCUAAACUCUCUUGGCACAAGUAAUGUUAUUUCCAUUUACUAUUAGAAUUACUAUUUUAUUUUUUUCCUUAUGCUUUUGUUGUGUCUGCUUUUCUGUUCACGAUUGUAUUCUAACCAUAGGUGUUUCCUUACGGGUGGGUGAAGGUAGAAUAUACAUGUAAUCAUGAAAAGCUACAUGUUUCUUUUUUUUUUCUGUUUCUGGGUGAGUUGGGUUUUCUCCUCUUAGCUUGCUGGUUUUUUCAUUUCGUUUAAUAAAAGUGCUGAAUAAUGACACCUCCUUUUUCUGCUCUCCCUAAAAUCACAUGCUCCUUUAGCAAAGGGCUCCUUUAGCAAAUAUAACAGUUUAUAUUUUUAUUGUGCAGAUUCCCUAGAAGAAAUGUAGCUUUGAAAAUAAUUUUUAAUAUUAUUUUCUCUUCAGUCAUUUUUUUCUAACUUUUGAAGUGUUACUUGUAGCUUAAUUUCCCUGUUCUUGCCUAAUUGUGCUUCAACCCUCAUUACCUUGCAGCGUUUCCACACAGGCAGCUUGGCUCCAUGAAAACACUACCAUCUUCUCUACUGGCAGGAAUGUUUAAAAAAGGAGGUUUUUGCUCUGCAAAUUGCUUUCAGAUUUCAGCAUUUACUGUUCUGCAUAACCUAGCACUGACUUCCUGAAACUGGUUCACAAAAUCCUGAUCCCAGUGCCAAGCUGUCAGCACACCCCUAGCCCCUGAGGAAGGCUUGCUCUCAACCCUGACCUUCACCCACAGCCCUGGAGCAAGGAUUUGAACUUGUGUUGCCUCCAUUGCAGGGCAUUAGGCAGCUUUGAAUAUUAGACUAAGCUUGCAGUCUUUAUCUUCCUCAAACUUCAAAAUCCUUUGAAAUUCUCUAUAUUAUAUGCCGAUCUCUAGGUCUUACCUACUUAACAUUGACUUAAUUUACUUACUACUAAAUUCUUAGGGAUUCUUGCAAAUUAGACCAGUAUAUUUCUGUUAUGGGAUAUCAUAGGGUGUGGGUUUGAGCUGCUCUCUUGGGUUUUUUUGUAUGCUGGUAACACCAACCUUGGUAUUACACUUUAUGGAUCACAAAUUUCAUCUGGAACCUGAGAAAUCUUCACCAGUCUAGGUUUUGUUGCUUGUUUUUGUCAAAACUGACAGGGUCCCAUAAGCAAUUUUAGCUUCACUGAAUUAUUCUUCAGUAUAGAAGUGUUUAUUAAAAAAAUUCCUGAGUAGCAGCAGUUGAUGGUUUUAUGAUUGACCACGGUGAUGUCUCCUAGCAACAUGACUGAAAAAAGAUCAUCCUAUGUUGCUCAUUUGUCCAGAGAUUUCCAAAUUGCUGUGUUUAUCUUGAUGAGGCUAAUUCAUCUCACUUCACCAGUACUCUCUGGACCACAUUUUGUGUCAAUUUUGUGUUGGAAAGUGUUCUCCAAAGUCACACCAAAGGUGUAAAGCCUUUUCCCAGAGUCCUGUUUUGGGAUGUGCAAAAUCCCCUCCAAGCAGCUGAGUAGUGCUACCCCACAUCCCCAAAGCAUUCACUUCCCUUGGCCUGCCCUUUCCCUGCAGCUCUUGUGUGCCAGGGCUUGCAAAGGUUGGAGGCCUGUGGAGUUCACUUCAUUGUCUGACACAGGAUUUCAGAGCCAGGUACCCUGUGGUACCAUCUGGCACCUCCUCUGUGCUCAUGGUGAUGACAAACGAGUAACUUGCUCAUAGUCAACAUCAUUUUGAUAACCCUUUCUUUUAAAGAGAUUGCUGUUAUUAAUAGUGAACAAGUGCUCCUCUUCCACGAGAUGUCAUAGAGGCUACCCUGCAGUCCCCCACCUCCUCAUGGCAGUUCCCUCUGCUUUCCCAGAACCUCCUCUGGCUGGGGGGACACUGUGUCCCCACCACAGCUGCUGUGUUGGCCUGAGGCUGGUUAGCAGGAGGUGAUGGAGGCAUUGCUGGGUGGGAGGUGGCAGAGGUGCUGCCUUUCCCCAUUCCUGGAGGUGCCCAGCGCUGCAGAGAUGUGGAGCACAGGCUCUGUGUGCCCUGUGACACUGAGCAGCCACGCUGCCUGGCUGCUGGCUGCGUGUGACCAUCAGUAAUUAAUGUCUCUGAGGAGCAGGCACUGUCCCUGUUUACAGCCCUUUUAGCUUCAGGAUCAGCGUGUAGCACCGUGCUCCACGUGGCCAAAGCUGCUGUGGGAAGAGCUGCCCACUCCACGUGGGACACCACAGGGCUCCCAUGGCCUGAGGUGCCUGUUCUGCUUUACAAACCCCUGAGCUGUCAUGGAGCUCUCACUGGGGACAUCCCUUCUCUCCAUGUGGGUAUCCCAGCAGCAUCUUAGCUGGAUUUGUGCUGCAGAGGAGGCUGGGUGAGCAUCACAAGUUUUCCAGCUCCUGCCCCUGUCUCUCUUACUUGCAUAGCCUUAAUUUUAAUUUCCUUGCAGCAAGUUCUUUGCAUGUAUUUUACAUGGCUUUGAAGGCAGCUUAAACAAAUCCUAUGAAGGUACCUUGGGAGUUUUCCCAUCAUCACUGUCCAGUGCCCGAUAGAAAUUGUGUUCUUCACUUUGUUAUUUAAACUGCUGGUAGGUGAGUUAAUUAAUUUUAAUAGAAUUCUACAGGGUGAGUUUUGCAAAUCUAAUUAUUUGAGGGGCACUUAGAAAUGUUAAAAGGUCUCUUUUAAGGACAAAUCUGAAGAAAGUGGUGCAAUUAAAUAAUAGUCUAGUAUUUUUCGUAAAAAAAAAAGAAAAAGAAAAGGAAGAAGCCAGUUCAACUGAAGUAACUACUUUUUUAGUAGUAAUUGUUUAAAAGUCCUCCAAAGCCCUUGGCUUUGCUCAUGUACACAUCUCUGAUACUUUUAUAGGUUUGUUUUCUACAUUUGGAUCAAGUUAAAUGUGCUUCUCUGUUUUGUCUUUCUCUGCCUGCCUUGGUGCUGUAGUAGGUAUCAAGACACACAGCAAAUCCUCAGCAGGGAGAUCAGAAUGGGGAUAUUGAACCAGUCACACAGAACCAGCCACCCUGCAGAGCAAGCAGAGAUACAGGUCUGCUAAACUGGAUCGGCCAGUGCAGGCACUGGGGGAAUCUGUGUGAAAGAGCCAGCUACCAGAGAGGGUUAAUCAGAGAGGCUUGGUGUGCAGAGAGUCGUGCAGGAAUGCUGAGGUUAUCCCAGCAACCUUGCAGUGACUGUCUCACCUGAUAGGUGUUUUCAUUCCUUAGGAUCUUUUUAAGUCACCUCUCUGCUCCCUUGAUGGUGUGAAUAAGGUUAUCUCUACAGGCCAUGCAGAUAAAGUGUCCCCUAGAGCCAAGAGAUUUGCGGUAUUUUUCUUGUCAUUUCCCUUUUAAGCCUCUGUCAGUAACAAUUGAGUUUGGCCUGCUCUAUUCACAUUAAGAAAUCAAGAGAGUGGAUUUCUAUGAAUGUUUCUGUAUUCGUGUAUCAUCUCCACCCUCUCUGGGUAUGAGAAUCCCUCAGAGGUGAGAGUAGCAAACUCCUGUAGCUGUGUCUGGCUGUAAAUCAUUACAUGUGUUGAGUAGCUAACUCUUGUGCUUGAAAAGCUCUGAUGAAGGACUGUAAGGAGUUAAAUCCUGCUGUAUUUCAGGUUUUCUCCCUUUAGUCACGUUCCUCUUGAACUGAACACUCUUCAGAAUAUCUCUUCACAGAUUAGACUCUUUUUUUAUUCACACCAGUGCCAAGAUAAAUUUGUAACAGAAGUUUUCUUUCACUUGUGUAUAACCCUGAGAAAGAUUCUUUCAGCCAGUAGUUUGACCAGCCUUACAGAGAAAAGAAUUGAGCAAUUUUGUCUAAUCUCAUCAUGUUGAAAAAGAAGUACUAAAAACCAAAAAGAUUUAAAAUGCAGUGGUUGUGCACAAGUCCAUUCUCAUUACAUUUUUCCAAGUAACCAUUUCAAGGUUUUAUCUGUUGUUAAGCUUUGAUUCUAUCGCUAAGAAACCUGUAUGAGACAAAUAAUGAAAUAUUGAUUUACCAACUUGAAACUUUUUCAGCUGCCAUUUUAUUCAGUGCAUCCAUUGGCAGCACAGCAGAAUGGAGGUUUUAUUGCAGACUGAAUGAACCCAUUGGUUUGAGCAUGACGCGGUGAAAUUGUAACAUAGCAAUAAAAUCUCAGGGCACAUUUGUGCCAUCUGUUUCGUAGUGGAAAAGCAAAGAACAUUUUAGUGAAGGCCUCAAAGAAUAAAUCUGGACUUAGAAAAGAAAAAUAAUUGGAGCUUGUAGUGUUAGGAGCAGCCUAAGAUGUUGCACGGCCUCCUUCCCGGUGCUGUUGCUCAGCUGCGAAGCUCCCCCAGGUGUUCCUUGGUUUAGGCAUCCUUAGCUGUUAUAGUCUGCUGGGUUAAGGGCUCAGAAAAGCAUCUCUAAGUCAUAGAACACUGAUUCAACAGAUGUUUGCCUCCUCCUAUCUCAUCUACUGCUUUAUCAGCUUUCCAUUUUUGGAGUGGGCAGACAUGAAAGCAGUCAGGUUGCAUUGCUCUGCCAUCAAUCAGUGAUAGGAAACAAAGCUAUAAGGUCAGAAUCGAUGAGCAAGAGGCAAACAUGGAAGAGUUUUGUUCAAUAUUUCAUCAAAACAAUGUAAAAUCUGAGACAUGAGCCCAGUAUUAUCAACAAAAGAAUAAUUAGAUUAUUGUAAUAAAUGUAGAAUGUAUAGAAAAUGUUUUUUCCUUGGGAAAUGAGUAAUGUAAGACAAGAGAGUUCUCUUCUUCUGUUCUCUCAUCAAAUAUUUGAUAUUGUGGUCCUUGUUUUUAAGUAACCUGUGACCUGAAAGAAUUCUCCAAAAUGUAAUGUCCUUGUAGCUGUUGAAAUCUGUAGAUGCUGAAUGUGACUAAGAUGAGUAAUGAGUCUUGUUGUUAAUUAUAUUUGUUGAAAAGUUAUAAAUGUUAUGGUUUAUCUACCUAAUAAGAAAUUAAAAAAUGUCUUUCUUCACAGUCAGACUGGAAGAGAAUAGGUUUGGAUUGGAUAUUAGGAAGAAGCUCUUUACUGUGAGAGUGGUGAGGCCCUGGCACAGGUUGUUCAGAGAAGCUGUGGAUGCCCCAUCCUUGGCAAGGCCAGGCUGGAUGGGACUCUGAGCAACCUGGGAUAGUGAAAGGUGCCACUGCCCGUGGCAGGGGCUUGGAGCUAGAUCAUCUUUGAGGUCCCUUCCAACUAAAGCUGUUCUGUGAUUUUAUCCUAUGAUUCUUUGAUGGAUGGGAUCUCUUGCAGGGAGUUUCUCUACUGUUUCUUAUUGUUUUCUAUGCCCUCUUUCCAAGUCUUCUCUGAUGUACCUGGAUGACCUUUUUGAUGGUAUCUGUCCAAAGUCUGCAUAGUCCCUUAUGCAAGAGGAAAGGAGGAGACAAAAUAUGUCAGGGCUGUUGAAGCCACUACUUUCUGGUCCAGCUACUGCACUGUGGUGCCUCAGGGCAUCUGUGCACACUUCCAGUGUCAAACGCCCUCACUGGCAUGUCCUGCUCUGUUCAACUACCUCAUCCCCAGUUCCUAGUCCCGGUUUCUUACCUGCAAAGAGUCUUGGCACUUUCCUACAGCUCCCCCCACAAAAUGCUGCUUCACAGGGUAACACCUUCAGAGCUGAUUGCCCUGAGUCUGCCUCCAGCUUCUGUGAAGGAGGUUUACAUCCUCACCCAGCUCUCUCCAGUAGGCACCUGAUUACCUGCCUGGCAGAAAUCUGUGCCUGUCAGAUAUUAAAUGAGAAGGAUGGAAGCAACUGGAUUUGUUUGUGUUUAAGCCACGGAAGGCACAGUUUCCUUUUUUUUUUUUUUUUUAAUGGUGUUUUCCAGUUUUAGGAUGAGAUCUUGAAAACUGUCAUUAAAAUAAAGGAUGGUCACAAGAUAAUAAAGAAACAAUCUUCUUGCUUUAAUGACUUGAGCUAAAAGCUAAAUGACUGUAGCAGCUCAGAUUGUAAAAGCAGUGGGAAAUUUAAUGAACAGUGACCCCAUAGGAAAGUCAAUCUGUCUGUUAAUGUUUAGUUUUGUCAUUUCUUCUAAAAAGUAAUAAACCUCUAUUAUAUAAUCUAUUGGUUACAGAACCUGGGGUCAGGCUCCCAUUGAGCUUAACUCUGCCAAUCUGUCUCAGCUGAAAUUUCUGACCUUCCCCAUGAAAUAUAUAAACAUCCCAAGCAGGAAAUAACUGUGCAGGUACUUGGGGAAACAGCUUUGGUUGUGGAAAAAGAAAAUUAUCAUGAACUUAACCGAAAAGCUCCUAUUGGUUUGCAAAUGCCCUUAAUGAUAAGCUGAUUCAGCCAGUUAAGUUAUGUAAAAUAUAAUUAAUGAAACUGUGAUUAGUCAGUAGUGGCUGAUACCCCAGUUCUGUAAUGUCAUUCAUCUGGAUGCUGUGGAACACUCACUGCAGAUCUUGAAGCAAAGGUGGCAAUCAAAUAAGAGAUAAAAAUGUGAGCCUCUUUGCUUGUGUUUAGCCACUGAGAAUAUGUAUUUACUUACACAGAUAGUGGGAAGAGGCAUGUUGAAAGCUGGGUCAUUUAGAGAAGUGUAUUUUAACUGCAGCAAACUUUGGAUAGCACCAGCACAGAUUGCUGCUGUGAACACAGACCAGGAAGAGGCUGGAGCAGUCUGCUUCUGUCCCCUGCCAUAAGACAAAAACAGCCUUGUCCUAUAAAGUUCUUCAUUUGGGCUAAAGUUUCAGCUUGGCUUCGUUUUAGUCUCAUCUACUUCUUAAAUCAGAAUCUGAUCCUGUUUGUUUGUGCUUUGUCACCAGCACAUUUCAGUGGCUUUGCACAGCAGCUUGUGCUGUGAGAAUGGGACUGUGCGUGGGUGGGAGGUCACUUUGGAAGUGGCUGAGCUGACAAAACUCUUCAGGCUUUGCCUCUCAUCUUUUUUUUCACCAGUUAAACAGUGGCAAUUAUCCAAAAUCCAACCUCUGCAUGUGCUCAUCCAUCACAGUGUCCAAAUUUAACUGGAGAUUUGUGAAUUGUUUACAAACUGCAUGUUACACUAAAUCUGUACUUUCUUCUUUAUGAUGCUUUAAUAAAAAUUGAGUAGCCCUAUUGA
Messenger RNA from Parus major (Great Tit), 13462 nucleotides. RefSeq names its product proline rich and Gla domain 1 (gene PRRG1). Gene Ontology annotation, cellular component: extracellular region. The transcript has 4 exons. The coding region runs from base 194 to 883 and encodes 229 amino acids. The record is from RefSeq and is a predicted model, not a curated record. Lineage: Eukaryota; Metazoa; Chordata; Aves; Passeriformes; Paridae. Gene Ontology annotation, molecular function: calcium ion binding.